GCGGAGUACAUGGCGCUGCUCACCUCUCGUGUGCGAGAAAGAACUAAGAGGGGUAGCUAUGCCGCCCUAGCUCCCCUUGAGAUAGGCGCAGUUGACCGCUGCGUGAGGGCUCUACCUUUGCGGGUUUGUUCUCCCCAUUGCUGGUUGCGUAUUGUGUACUCCACAGGACGCCAAAGUGCGAGAGAGGAGAGGGAAGAAUUCUACGGAUCAGACUGUCCAUAACGACGAGAGAGGAAAGGGGCAGUGUGCAGUGGGUGGAAGAGCAGGCGGUGGUGUGUUUCUUUGUCGGGUCAGUUCGUUGGGUAGCGGCGGGGCUGGGUUGUUGGCGCUACGGAGAAAGUAGUGGCGGUCAAUCGUUUCUUUGGCUAUGGCUGACGGGGGCGAUCAGGAAGGCUGCGGUGUCGGCGUUCACGCAAGCGAUGAAGAUGGUAGGGAGGUGGAAGGAGGGGAACUGCUUUUCUGUGGGAGUACGGAUGCGGGACUGUGGAUGAAGAAGUGCGAGUCCCUGGGCGAGGAUCGCGCAACAGGAUUCCCGUUCAUUCUGGGACCUGCGAGGCUGGCGGGCAUGAAGGGCAUUAAGGUCGUCCACGUGGCAGCAGGUUGUGCGUCCUCGCAUUGCGUGGCCGCGGACGCUGGUGGUCGGUGCUUCGCCUGGGGCCAUAACGACAACGGGCAGCUGGGGCUGGGAGACGUUUCGCCGCGCGACGUGCCCGUGCAGGUCUCCUCUCUGUCGAUGGUAAGGGUCAUAAAGGCGGCGGUGGGGCGUCAUCACACGGUGGUUGUGAGCGCUGACGGGUCCUCCUACAGUUUUGGUCAGAAUAAGUUCGGCCAGCUCGGGACGGGUUCUGCAGGGGGCCAGAUGGAAACGAAGCCCGUGAAGUCGCGCGUUCAAGCCGCUUUUGAUGUCGCGUGCGGCGCGGAGUUUACUCUCUGGCUUACGAAUGUAGGUCUUCUGUCUGCCGGUCUUUCCCAAUAUGGGCAAUUGGGGGACGGCAAGGAUCGCGAGGACAGCGAUAACGCGUGUGGAGCAGUCAGUCUGAUCUGCGAACCGCAGCCUAUGCCAAGUGUCAUCUCCUCAUUCGUGGGGAAGAGAAUAACCAAGGCGGCGUGCGGGAUCAACCAUAGCGUGGCGGUAGACUCUGAAGGGUAUGUUUACACGUGGGGAUUUGGCGGCGAUGGGAGAUUAGGACAUGGAGAGCAAAAGGACGAGUGGGCGCCGAGGAUGUUGGACGCGUUUACGGGAGCCAAUCGGGUGCCAAGCAACGCUUUGCUGGGAGCGGGAGGUGCUUUCUCCGUUGUUUCGGCAGCGGGAGGUGAGCUUUACAUCUGGGGAAGAGUGAAAACGGAAGCGGGAGAUAGCGUACUUUUUCAUCCUAAUAGAGUACUUGUCAACGGAUGGACGAUCCAUAGCUUAGGGUGCGGAUCUACGACAACUCUCGCGGCGGCAGAGUCGUGUUGCAUAAGCUGGGGGGCGGGCCACUGCGGAGAGCUCGGCUAUGGCGCUAACGAACCCAGGUCGUCGGCGGUGCCGAGGAAGAUAGAGUCGUUGGAGGGAUUGCAUAUUCACAGAGUGGCGGCAGGGCAAUCGCAUUCUCUCUUCAUCGUCGACGUGGAGGGUGAUGCGCGGGAGAAGCUGGAGAAGCUUCCUGUCUUGGAAUCCAAAGUGACCAAGGACUGUUUGCAGGGGUUACCAGAGGUAAUUGAAGAGUACUUGGAAAAUGGCUUCACCAGGAGCACAGCAUUCAAUCGGCGAGGCACACUACUGGCAGCUGGGCGUCAAGAUGGGACCAUUGCAAUAUGGAACUUUGACACAAGGGCUGUCAUGAAGGAGCUGUCUUCCGAAUCGUCGAGUUCACCAAUCAUCAGUGUCAGCUGGUCAAAACGAGGAUGGAAACUUCUUUCGGCCUCUAUCGACAAAAGAAUUUUGCUGUGGGAUGUCCUCACUGGUAAUGUCGAGGCAUCUGUAGAAUUUGAUCGGAUGGUUUUGACGGCCAGAAUGCAUCCCUCUAUAAACAAUUUGUGUCUUGUAUGCUUUGUGUACGGAGCACCUCUGCUUGUUGAUAUUGGUAGCGGUGAAAAGCUGCCCGUGCCUGUGUAUUCGCCUCCCCCCUAUCAUCGUGGUAUUGGAUCACCACUGGACAGGGGUGUCACAAGCGUGAGAAGAGGGGGCAGCUGUGGGUUUACACCUGCCCCUCCCAGCUCUAAUGGAGAAGGCGGCAUCGAUAUGCCAUCAACUGCUUGUUUUAACAAGAGGGGAGAUGUGGUUUACGUCGGCAAUUCCAGAGGCCAGCUUUUGAUUGUGGAGAUGGAGACGUGCCAUGUCCUCGAUGUAAUUCAGGUCACUAGUGGUACACCGAUUCGGCAACUGGCUUUCAGCCGGAGUGGAAAGUAUCUUCUGACAAACUCGAAUGAUCGUGUUCUGAGAGUCUUUGAGAACUUGCUGCCCAAGGAAGGUGCUGCUGAAGCGGCGAAAAAAAUCAUGGAAGGCAGGAGAUUGGUUUCUGCAGAUGAACAGGGAGGCGCCAUGACGUCAUCCCAUGACUGGAACUCAAUGCAGGGCUCAGGACGUGGAGGUGGGAGUGUAAUAGGGACACCUUGUGAAGAACUGAUUGGAGGAGGCAGUAAGCGGCGCUGCUCAGAACUGCUAGUCUUUGUGCGAGGUUAUCAGGAUGCUGUGAAUAGGUACCAAUGGAAGGCAGCAUGCUUCAGUGGGAAUGAAGAGUACAUCAUAGCUGCCUCCUCACAGAAGACAGAGCAUAAGGCAUACAUUUGGCAUCGCAAGGAAGGGACGCUGAAAUCUACUCUAGAAGGGCCUAAAGAGGGUGUUGUUGAUCUGGUUUGCCAUCCGGUUCGUCUUAUAAUUGCUUCUGUGGCGAGUUCAGGUUUAGUCUACAUUUGGGCACAAGAAUACACAGAAAAAUGGGCGGCGUUCGCCCCGGACUUCGAGGAACUAUCGAUGAAUGAAGAGUACUUGGAGAGGGAGGAUGAGUUUGACAAGCCACUCCCUGACAGCAUGGGAGUCUCAGGUAAUGAAGUGGAGCAAGAUGAGGACGAAGAUGUGGACGUUAUGACCGUGGAACGACUGUCUGUGUAUAGCGACUCUGAUGACUCCCGCGAUUGCCUAUACUAUUUACCGACAGUUCCUAUUCCAGAUCGUCCCCCGGAUGAAGUCCAAGCGCAAAGUGGAAGAAGGAAAGACUUGGCUCAGAGCCAUGAUGGCAGUGCGGCCGCUGAGGGUGAAGGCGAGGCAAACCACGCCGAAGAUGGUGACAACGAGGACGCUGCAGCAGAAAAGGGGGGGUCUGAUGAACAGUCUGCUCCUCGAAGUGCGAAUGGGAAAGGUGGAGAGCUCAAUAGAGCUGCAGGGGAAUCAAUACAAGAGGACGUAGUGCAGAUUGGUCCUAAUGGCAGGCCAGUUCGGAAGAGGAAAUUGACGGAGAGGUCUGUUCAGGUUCAGGAACUACUUGAGAAGCGGCGAUCUUUGGGAAAGUCGAAGAAGAAGCCAGGAGGAAGUGCAGGGAAAACUGAUGUCAAAACACCCUCUGUAAAGGGUGAGGCAACGACUUCACCCAUCGCAGCUGCAGCAGGGCAACCUCCUACUGUGGCAUCUUGUGGGGAGCCUUGCAGCAAAGUAGGCUCCCCAAGGACAGUGCUUGCGAGAGAGGCAUGCACCUCCGAGAAGGCUCUGAGCGAGGCAGUAGGGACUUUGCGUCGAGGCCAAGGUGGUGGGGACUCAGGAACCUCUUUGUUCUGGGUGGGUGGCGAUGCGGUGCGCUCCCAGAAGUUGGUUGGAUCCGAAGGUGAGGAGGCAGCUCAGAAAGCUGGGGAAGGUGAUAGGGCAAGAAAAGCCAGAACUCCGAGCAGUGGCAAGGGGUGGAGAAACUCAGCGAUGGGACAUCCUGUUAGUAGCGGAAUGUUCCAUGCUCAGGAGCCACAAUUGGGCAGCCUCCCCGAGACAUCAACGGGUGCUGUUGCCAGCACUGUGAUCAAUGACAAGGAUCCUCUUUUGGGUACGAGGAAGAAGAAACCAGGCUCAUCUCGAGUUGCUCCUGGGACAUUAGGAACAGAAGGCAGGGAUUGGAAUGCUGCGGGAUCAGGGGUGACAGUCAUUGAGCAAACGACACGUACUGCUGGAAAUGACAGGGUACUGGAUAACGGGAAUCCUCGGAAGGGUCCAUCUCGAAAGAUGGGAGUGACUGGUGUAUCUGGCCGAUCGGCUGGGGAAGCCAAGAAAACAGGCAGUACGCGCAAGAAAGCUGAUAUAUCUCAAGUUCAUCAUGCUGGUCUUGAAGGACAGCCAGUGGGUGCAGAUCCAGGCCACAUGUUGCAACAGAGUGUGGGCAAAGCAGAGUCACGAAUGAGUGUGAAAAGGCCUGUCUGGAGAGUUGAAGCUGUCCCGGGAACGCCAAAUAGAACAAAGAUGCGGGGCGAUGAGCUGACACCAACUCGUGUUGUUGGCAGGGGCCCUCGGUUGGGCACAGCCGCUGUGAGACCCGCUGUUGGGCAAACGUGGAGAGUUGGAACUACAGAUACAGCUGCGGUUAGAGGUGAGCCAUCCUCCAAGGCAACACAGAGCAUCAAGUGUUCAGGAAUGGAACAGAAAAAGGGCGGUAUGAAGGGAAUGAUGUCUGCUAAGUCAUUGGGUGCAAGACCUGCUAUGCUUAGAAAAGGAUGCCAGCCAGUAGGAGACAGUGGCGUCCCAAAGGGAAUAGUGAUCAGGGCAGAAUCCCGGAGAGGCAAGGCAGAAGCUGUUGGCCCAUCACAACCUGAAAAGGGACGGGCUGCUCUUGGCAAAGGGAAGAAGGGCAUCGUGAAUGAGAGGAACAAUGCCCGAGUGAAGGUCAGCCAGCCCCGAAAGAAGGUAGCACCUUCGGGGGAGUGCUGUGGAUUAGAGAGUGCAGACCUCCUCAUGCCUGGGCGAUCACCCGUUGGAACGGAGGGGCCGGCAGAAGCCACGUUUGGGAGGCCGAUGUUUCAUGUUGUGAAGCCUCCCACGAAGCAGCCAAGGGAAAAGGAGUGUGUGAGGUUUUAUAGCAUGACAACGAGCCCAUCUGACAGAUCCAAAGCGGAGGUGUCAGGCACUUCCACCCUUGUGGAAGUGGGCCCCAUGUUGAGAAGAGUUUUGCCGGGUGAGUGUCCAAACUGGAGGGAUGAAGAAAGUGUAACAAAUCCUCCAUUGACGACCGGGAUGACGCGGGUGGGAGUGGUUCGGAGCUGCGGUGGUCCUAUCCAGGAGAGGAGGGUUGGAGUAAUCAUGCGGGAUUUCAGAAUGGAUGCUGAACGGCGCAUAGGACUUGCUCCUGGGGUCCAAGCUUGCAGAUCUCAGAUUAAUGGCAAGUGGGGGGUCCUGUAUCAUUGGCCCAGAGCUCAGCUUUCACGACCUAACACAGACAAGGAAAGUGAGGCCGAGAUGAUGUGGCAUGGGAAACAAGAUGGAUACCAUUCUGUCCUGGAGAACAUGAACCAGCGGGGAAGCUCACGGCCUGACCCUUGGGGGCAGGAAGUCCGUUCGGUCCAUGUUCAGUGUCCUUGGAUGACUCAGCAGCGUAAAGAAUGGAUGCACUGUCAGGAGGGGAUCUUAAAGGAGAAUGGUGCCACUGAUCCUAUACGGGAGUGUAGCAGUGGGAAGAGAUCAGCAGAGAGACGGUGCUUUCCAGAGAGGCUGCCAAGGAAGCGAGCCAAGGGUUCUCUGCCCGCUGCUAAUCCACGUGGCGAUGAUAUUUAGUUUUGGAGACCUUUUCGUGCGUGAAACACAAUAAACAAGUUUGUGGGGUAGAGGAGAAUGUGCCCCAUUGUAUUCUUUCGAUCAGACGCGUACUUGCGCUGCAAAAGCAAAAUUGUGCUUUGCAGUGCGCAUGUUUCCGAGAAGGUAAUUUUUUUGAAUUUGUUGCCUUUCACUGGCCAAUAAUUAAACCGCCAUGACCGCCGUACCUCCGCUCGCCCAAACCUAUUUAUCGUUUCCAAGGAAGCAGCGUGAUCUAGCCUCGGACCUUUUUCUAUGUUUGGGGGAAACAGAAAUCCCUUAGCCGGGUGUUGUUUAGGUGGGCAAUCUAUACGAUUCUAUAGUGAUUUGAGUCACAAAGCUGUGGGGGGACACGGUUUUGAGAAGGACACAUAGGAGAGCUGAUCCUUCUACUGAAGGACCCUGUGGCCUAUCGGCGGCCGUGGCCACUCCGUUUGCACCGGAAAAGCAGGCGCCUGCCUGGCAGAGGUGCUGGUGGGUCAACUGCUCAUCCCCCUCUGAGUCUGACCCCCCGUUUUCCUGCGUAAGGAUGACGGUGGCUGUUUUAAGGUCUUUCUAUCAGCCUGACCUGCAUCGGAACCUUCUUGCGUGCAGGCAAAGUGUAAUAUUGCUGCACCUG
Molecule: messenger RNA, 6362 nt
Organism: Chara braunii
Lineage: Eukaryota; Viridiplantae; Streptophyta; Charophyceae; Charales; Characeae
Source: the annotation of a GenBank genome assembly